AAAAAAAAAAAAAAAAAAAAUAACGAAAUGACCGGUCCAAACGACUAUACGGUCGGCUGGAUCUGCGCUCUCCCAUGCGAAUAUGCUGCGGCACAAUUAUGUCUCGAUGAGGAGCACGAUGAUGUGUCAGUAGAUGCCUCCCAAAACGAUAAUAACAAUUAUACUCUCGGGCGAAUUGGCAAGCAUAAUGUUGUUAUUGCCAUUUUGCCGAAAGGUGGACAAGGCACGACCUCUGCGACAGUCUAUUCAAAUCUCAUCUUACGCAUGGCAGUAUUUGCGACCACGAAAAGGGAUGUGUGAAUGACCAGAUGAAUUUGGUCUUGAGGCGAGAAAGGUCCCAAUUUGAAGGUGUCGCCAUCUAUUACGGCACAAUUGCUUCAGGGGACAAAGUGAUGAAGGACGCUGUGAUUCGUGACAAGCUUUCCAAACAAAAGGACAUUUUGUGUUUUGAUAUGGAAGCGGCCGGUCUAAUGAAUCAUUUCCCAUGUGCGGUUAUUCGUGGUAUUUGUGAUUACUCGGAUCACAAGAACGAUCAAUGGCAAAGAUACGCUGCAUUGACAGCUGCUCUUUAUACCAAAGACCUUGUGUCUAAACUUUCCCCUCGCAAGACCAAUGCGGAAAAAAAGAUGGCGGAAAUUCUAUCAGAUGGUUAGCUAUUAGAUGCUUUGUUAGUAUAUUGCUGACGAUAUAUAGUGGAAACGGCGGUUCGAAGCGUGGAAUCAAAACUGAAAACGCAAGAAUAUAACACAAUC
Aspergillus calidoustus is the source of this 752-nucleotide messenger RNA. The record is from the annotation of a GenBank genome assembly. Lineage: Eukaryota; Fungi; Ascomycota; Eurotiomycetes; Eurotiales; Aspergillaceae.